UCCACUCACUCUCUCUCUCUCUCUCUCUCUCUCUCUCCGGGUAAAGGAACCAUGAGUUACUCCAGCGACAUUUACAGCAGCAGCUCCUAUCGGAAGAUCUUCGGAGAUGCCCCCCGGUCCGGACGCACGGGGAUGGGCAGCAGCAGCAGCCCGUCCCGGCCUCACACUGCCGGAUACCGCAGCAGCAGCAGCAGCCACCGCACCUACGGGUCCCCCUCCGGGAUGCCCUCCUCCUCCUCCACCAACUACCGCAGGUCGGCGGCGUCCGGACGCGUCUUCUCCUCCAUGCAGGACUCCUCCAUGGACCUGACGCAGUCCACCGCGGUCACCAACGAGCUGAAGAUCAUCCGCACCAACGAGAAGGAGCAGCUGCAGGGCCUCAACGACCGCUUCGUGUCCUUCAUCGAGAAGGUGCACAACCUGGAGCAGCAGAACAAGGUGCUGGAGGCGGAGGUGACCAUGCUGCGGCAGCGCAACAACGAGCCGUCCCGCCUGCACGAGCUGUACGAGCAGGAGAUCAGGGAGCUGCGGGCGCGCGUCGAGGAGCUGACCCACGAGAGGAGCCAGAUGCACAUGGACUGCGUGCAGAUGAACGACACGCUGGAGCGGGUGAGGGAGAAGCUGGACGAGGAGAGCAAGCUGCGAGAGGAGGCGGAGAACACCCUGAAGGGCUACAGGAAGGACGUGGACGACGCCACCCUGUCGCGUCUGGAGCUGGAGAAGAAGGUGGAAUCGCUGCUGGACGAGAUCGCGUUCCUCAGGAAGGUCCAUGAGGAGGAGCUGCAGGAGAUGCAGGCGUCUCUGCAGGCCACUCAGGUAAACACCGAAACAAUGGACAUGAGCAAACCGGACCUGACUGCGGCCCUGAGGGACAUCCGGGCUCAGUACGAGAACCUGUCGGCCAGGAACCAGGCCCAGGCCGAAGACUGGUACCGCUCCAAGUUCAACAGCGUGAACGAGGCCGCUGCGCGCAACCAGGACGCCGUCAAGCACUCAAAGGAGGAGCUGGGCGAGUACCGCAGGCAGGUGCAGGCCCGCACCCUGGAGAUCGAGGCCCUCAGGGGCCACAACGAGGCCCUGGAGAGGCAGAUUGCCGAGAUGGAGGAUAGACACAGCAACGAAAUGGGAGACAUGCAGGAUACCAUUCAGCAGCUGGAGGCAGCUCUGCGUAGCACCAAAGGAGAAAUGUCCCGUCACCUGCGUGAAUACCAGGACCUGCUGAACGUCAAGAUGGCGCUGGAUAUUGAAAUCGCCGCCUACAGGAAGCUGCUGGAAGGCGAGGAGUGCCGCCUCAGCUCCGUUGGCGGGGCCGCGGUCCAGUCCAGCUACCAGGGCUUCUCCUACAUGUCGGCCCGCAGCUACAACCUCGGAGCCUACAGGAAGCCUGAGGCCAAGCCCGAAGAGGAGGAGGAGGAAGAGGCCGAAGGCGAGGUGGAAGAGGAAGAGGAGGAGGGAGAGGAGAACGAAGAGGAGGGAGAGGAGGGAGAUGACCAGGAGGAGGGCGAGGGUGAGGGAGAUGACCAGGAGGAAGAAGAGGAGGAGGAGGAUGAGAAGCAGAAAGAGAAGGAUGAGAAGAAGGAGGGCCCCGCCGGCAAGACCAGCAAGAGCUAAACUGCUAAUGUCAACAUCACCUUCAUCAUUAUCAAAAACACGCUCCUCAUCCUCAUUCCAAUCACCUAUAUGGAUCUGGUCUCUGCUCACAUCAUCUCUGUCAAACACAUCUCUGCACACCGUCGGUGUUUUUCCGUCUCUGUUUGCUCUGUAAUUCAGAAGUGAUUAAACUGUAUUUAGGUGGAGAAGGAGCUUUAGAAGGAAAUGAAUGUAUUACAAUGAGAGAAGAGUUUAAGUCAUAAACACACUCUACAGAGGUUGUCAUCAUUUUACAUCACAUCAAAGGAUGUGCAGAAAGCUAGCAUGAUGCCACAAAUGAUUAUUCCUCACGUGAAGCAACAAAAAAUGUGCCAUUAAUGAUCAAUAGUUAGAGUUAAGAGCAAUCAAAAACCUUGAAAGUAACAUUAUUGUCAGCACACAGACUUUAAGAAAAAACGCACAGACUAACAGCCAGUCCAACUUUUACGGUGCUAUUUGAUUUUUACAUAUAAAAGUUGGAGAGUACUGUAGGUUAAAGGAGAGUUUAUCUUAGACCAGCUCAUUCCUGAAUGUCAGCUUGGUACACAGAAAAGCUUGUGUUGGAGUCAAACCCCACAUCUCCCACAGAAGGUGAAUGCUUUUCACUCCCUCUUUCUUCCCCAACUCUCCAUGGCUCUCUAGUUCUACAUCUCAUCCCACCAUGACAAACGGAAAGGUACCACUUAACAUUUAAGCCUCUUUCUCAUUCUCUUUAAUUCACUACAGUGUCACAGCAUGGCAAUAAUGGGGCUCAGAGAAACUGUAUAUACAAAUGUGUUGGGAGGGUGGGUGGUGUUUUUCCAGUUGCUGGAAAGGAGGAGUGCUGCAGAUUCUCCAUGAGGAAGUGCAUUGUUAAGAAUGAAAAAAUGUAGAGUUUAAAUUGCCGCUAUAUAUAUAUAUAUAUUUUUGAUUCUUUGAUUGAUUCAUUUGUCAAGGAAUUUAACGGCCACCAUACCUCUCAGAGUUUAAUAUUGAUCUGCAAGUCAACAACCCUUUUUAUUUCUCCCCAUACAAAUGUAGUGGUGCUUUUGUUUAAUUUAGCUGGAUGAAGGAUUUGAGGUGAAGGUAAGCGUGGCUGUCGGUGUCAGGCAGCUGAUGGUGACACUGACGGCCCUCAGCUCUGACUAUAAGUGGCAGGUGGUGCAGAAGCCACAGGAGUUAUGGCUGAAUGGUACGGAGUCACAUAUAAGGGCUAUUUUCACCGUAACCCCUUCUAUCACUUUGCUCUGAACUCUUUUAUUUCAUCAGUUCAUCCUCUGGGAUUUUCAGUUUGACAAAUGAAUCAACCAAUGGGCAUGAAUGCAUGGCCUGACUCUUCGAGCUUGAAUAUCUGCUGGAUGGGAUUGAUUUUUUGCUUGUUGUGUGUUUCAAUUAAAAAAAACUUGCCUUAACCAUGACUGAAAGUUAAGAUAAAAGAUGUGUUCCCCUCCAUCUCACGUGUGUCCUGAGAGGCUGAGGAGUGCUGACACUUUCCAGACCUCUGCUAUACAACUGUGACUGUAUACGUGCUGCUAUCUCAUGCAGUGAUAUUCCACUC
Messenger RNA from Anoplopoma fimbria (sablefish), 3166 nucleotides. RefSeq lists its product as uncharacterized. Lineage: Eukaryota; Metazoa; Chordata; Actinopteri; Perciformes; Anoplopomatidae. The record is from RefSeq and is a predicted model, not a curated record. Gene Ontology annotation, molecular function: structural molecule activity. The coding region runs from base 52 to 1611 and encodes 519 amino acids. The transcript has 4 exons. Gene Ontology annotation, cellular component: intermediate filament.